Lactuca virosa is the source of this 1299-nucleotide messenger RNA. Lineage: Eukaryota; Viridiplantae; Streptophyta; Magnoliopsida; Asterales; Asteraceae. The record is from the annotation of a GenBank genome assembly.
AUGGCUUCACAAAAGGAUCCCAUCAGGGCAAGAGAAGAUAUAACCGGAAAGGAAGUGAGGGCGGAGGAGGCUGCCAGGACCGCCGCAGAUGAGCUCCGAGACGUCAACAAACAAAGAGGAGUUGGCGGUGGCGCAGGGGAAGUUGUUAUCGAGCACCAUGAGACACCAUCUGACCAGAACCGUCCCGGUAUUAUUGGAAGCAUAUUUCAAACGGUUACCGGCACCUUCGGAAGCGCCAAAGAUGCAGUGAUCGGAAAAACUCAUGAAGCCACCGAGAAGGCGUCAGUGGUCUCCGGCGAAGCUGCAGAGAGAGAAAGACAAAACAGAGAAGAAACAACACGAAAGGCGGAGGAGUACAAGGAUUCCGCCGCUCAAAAAGCAAAAGAAGCCAAGGAUACAACAAUGGGGAAAGCCGGCGAGUAUAAAGACUACACUGCACAUAAAGCAAAAGAAACCGCCGACUCGGCUGCACAGAAAACGAAAGAAGCGAAGGACACUACAAUGGGGAAGAUGGCGGAGUACAAAGAUUACGCUGCUGAGAAAACAAAAGAAACAGCCGAUGCAACUGCACAGAAAGCAAAACAAACCGCUGACUCUGCUGCCCAGAAAACGAAAGAAGCGAAGGACACUACAAUGGGGAAGAUGGGGGAGUACAAAGAUUAUGCUGCUGAGAAAACAAAAGAAACCGCUGACGCAACUGCUCAGAAGGCCAAAGAAGCAAAAGAUUAUACUGCUGAUAAAGCCAUAGCAGCAAAAGAUUAUACCACUGAGAAGGCAAAAGAAGCCAAGGAUGCAACAAUGGAGAAGAUGGGUAACGCAAAAGAUUACACCGCUGAUACAGCAGUGGCUGCAAAGGAUUACACCGCCGAUAAGGCAACUGAAGGGAAGGAUACUGCUGUAGGGAAAAUGACUGAAGUGAAGGAUUCAGCUACAGGUAUUGCAAGGAAAGCUAUGGACUUUUUCACCGGCAAGAAGGAUGAGGCUAAAGAAAAGAUGACUGAAACUAGUGAAGCUACAAAGGGGACGUUAACGGAGACGGAGGAAGAUGCAAGGAGAAAGAUGGAGACUAUGCAUCUGAAAGAUCAAGGAUAUGAGGCGAGGGGAACUGGUGUUGACAUUUCUGGAGGUGGGAAGCGUGAUGAUGUGGUGAGGAUGACUGAGGACACGGCGGAGGCACUGAGAAAAGCUGAUCAGAUGACUGGUCAAACAUUCAAUGACGUUGGAGGUUUUGACGAAGAUCUUGGGGAAGCUAAAGGAGUGUAUCGUGUGCAACUUAAGAAAGAAACGCAUCGCAAGUGA